GAUCGUAAAUCGAUGAUGCUUACUACGAUUUGAUUAAUUCUUGUUUCAUCGAUGAGCGAAAUAUACAUUCCAUACCACCUUUCUUUAUGUUUUCAUGCCAAAGUCGACCCCCGGAUACAGAUUGUAAAGAUAGGUAAAUGUGGGCAGUGGCUCGGCCUGUUGCCGUAGCGUUGUUGAGGCACCAGAAGAAGAAGCGUGGAAGGAAGAACAAUUCAAAUCAUUCUGCUUCGAAGAAGAAAUCUAAAAGCAGUCGAAAUCGCUGGUGGUCAAGCAAGGGGCAAGAUAGCCCUCGGGAUAAAAGAUGGUGGUCAGAGGCAGGGGCAAAGAUAACUUCCGAGGAUAAUGUUAUGGAGAUGAGAAAUUUAGCAAGCAAAGCAUCGAGAUUGAGGAAAAAAGACGCGGAAUUUGCCAAAGAAAAGGACCGAUUUGAUAAGGAAGCCUACAUCGCUGAAAAUGACCAGAUAGAAGCUGCAGAAGUGUUAAGAGAGAAGCACAGGGAUGUAAAAAGAGAUGAAUCUGAGUUGAGGAGGCGUGAAUCUGCAUUGAGAAGGGAAAAAUCUCAAUUGAGAGCAAAAUAUGCGGCAGUUCGAGUUAAAGAGGAGAAAGUCGCAGAUGAAAAGGCGUCGAUUCGAGAAGAGAAGAGGAACCUUCGACUUGCAAGAGAAAGAUUGAUGGAGUAUAGCGAAAGAGUGAGAGAAACAAUCGAUAGAGCAGUGGAUUAUGUAGGCGGAUACCAUGAAGAAGACGAGAAGUUGCCGAGGAAGCAGUUAUGGAUUCGCCGAAUCUUGUUCAUGUUCACUGGAUUUCCUAUCAUUGGAUUAUAUUUCGUCGUUUUGACUGGGUGUAUGGCCAAUAACGUGAUAUCCCGAGCCUUCUUCACCAUCAACGUAUUCAGCGGCGCAUCUGACGAGUUCAUCGUUCCGAAUUUUCGAGUUGGUUAUUUUGGAGUCUGCGCCAUCAUCCCUAGUACAGGUAAAGAUAUCUGCACACCCAAUUUUCCCUACGGUCGAACAGCCAGCAGCGCCGCGGCCAUUGUGCAAGCCGCGCUCUUCAAAGGAAGCACCGACACGUCUACAGCCGAAAACAUCGAACUCGCCGUCGGCAUUCAACAAAAACUUCUUCCUCUAAUCCUUAUACCUUUCUUUGCUUUCAGCAUCGGAGUCCUCUGGACAAUCUGGACUCUCCCUACGCCUAAAAUGGCAUCGGCGACAUUGCAGUGGAGCGCGGGUAACAUGAUGAGUGCAGCGGGAAGUAUCAGUACUGCAGGAGGAGCAAUUCAGUUUGUCACGAGUAGGAGCACGGGACAGCAGAUUAGUAGGGGGGUUCCAUUGCAGAUUGGCCAGUAUGUUAUUGCGUUGGGGUGUUUGGGAUUCGCGGGUAUGGUUGGGUAUAUUGAUAAGAGAGGGAGGAGGAGGGCGCACGAGGGAUUUAAGAUGCAGUUCCAAGUGGAGGGAUUCAAAGCGUGAUAAAGGGGGUGCCUGUAUAGUGUGGGGAUAUGAGAAGUCGUUGUAAUAUGGCUGGGUUCUUGUAAGUUAAUUGUUGGAUCAUGUUUUUCGAUAUCGCA
Botrytis cinerea B05.10 is the source of this 1564-nucleotide messenger RNA. RefSeq lists its product as hypothetical. The transcript has 3 exons. NCBI's taxonomy places the organism in Eukaryota, Fungi, Ascomycota, Leotiomycetes, Helotiales, Sclerotiniaceae. Bases 138 to 1466 code for a protein of 442 amino acids. The record is from RefSeq and is a predicted model, not a curated record.